Molecule: messenger RNA, 987 nt
Organism: Etheostoma cragini (Arkansas darter)
Lineage: Eukaryota; Metazoa; Chordata; Actinopteri; Perciformes; Percidae
Exons: 4
Coding region: 31-987 (318 amino acids)
Biological process (GO): regulation of transcription by RNA polymerase II
Cellular component (GO): nucleus
Molecular function (GO): protein binding; RNA polymerase II cis-regulatory region sequence-specific DNA binding; DNA-binding transcription factor activity, RNA polymerase II-specific
Source: RefSeq, a predicted model, not a curated record
GGCAGUUUGUUGCUCCUCUCUAGAUAAAACAUGGAGGUGGCACCCGGUGUCCAGGAAGCUAAUAGCCGUGCAGCAUCGCUGUUGGCAAGUCUGAACUUCCAAAGAGGACAAGCUCAAUUUUGUGACUGUGUGGUCAGACAGAGACAGAACCUGAGUCAACUUCACCCUGCACACAGGUGUGUCCUGGCAGCUGCUAGUCCAGUGUUGGCAUCUAUCUUGUCCUCUUCUGGUGCCCUGGUGGAACUGCAGGCUCCAUGUCUGUCUGACUCUGUACUUGCACUUCUUUUGGAUUACAUUUACACAGGUGCUUUACCAUACACUCGCAGCCAGCACCAGUAUUAUAAUUUACUUGCUGCCGCCUGCCACUUGCAGAUGAAUGAACUGCAGGAGGCUCUGAAGACUUGGCACCAGACUGCAGAUGAAACAAAUGCUUCUGCUGUAGCUAAGAAUCAGUCAUAUAAAGACAUUAACAAUACUUAUACUGAAACUGUGAAGACUUUUAGUAAGCAUCUGCCAUUAUCACUGGAGAGAAAUGAUCAUCAGUAUACACAUGAGGAGAGGAGGAGCUUGACUUUAUUGUGCACUGCUGAGGUUCAAGAGGAAGAGAUGAGCGGAGCAGAGAAGAAGCAGCCCCUGUGUUUAUCUGUGAAAACUAAAGCAGAAGAGAAGGAAACUAAUAGAAAAGAAGAAGACAAGACUCAGACCCAUCUCUCUACCCUUCUUUGUCUCUCGGCCUCCCACCUUAAGGAAAAUGUUCCCCCCUCACAGUGUUCCUCCUCAUCCUCUUCCUCAGCCCCGCAUCUGUGCUGUGGAGCAGUGCCUGUCAUCCGUCACAGUAGUAGAGCAGCUAUACUCCAUCUGGAAGAAGUGUCUCCUCCUCACCAUCCAGUGUCCCAGCCCUCAUGUAGCUCCAACACGGCACCUGACUCACUAUCAGGAAGCACAGACAGUGACAGCAUUGUUGAAGGACUCAAACACAGGAAGUGA